Messenger RNA from Gryllus bimaculatus (two-spotted cricket), 4082 nucleotides. NCBI's taxonomy places the organism in Eukaryota, Metazoa, Arthropoda, Insecta, Orthoptera, Gryllidae. The record is from the annotation of a GenBank genome assembly.
UAUCACUCAAACUCACUUUCAUUACCCAACUACCUCAUGUGAAUUGGCAAUCUUUACAGGAUUAUUUUGUAUUUAUUGCAUUGUUGCACCGCUACGUCUACGGUUAUGAACCAGUAUACAACAAUCAUAGGUUAAUUGUGUUGCUGUACAAUGGGAGGAUUAAGAACCGCAUUUGGUCAAAUAUCUUAUUGGGUUGUUUGCCCGCGCUUACGACGGUUUACGGGCGAAGUUCAACAGACGUUCAAUUGGGGAUAUGUAAAUAGAGAUCAGCUGGAGAAGCCGAGCCGCAACGAGCCGGGUAUUUUGUGUGCUUGUGGCCGAGCUAGGCUAAGUGACUGAAGUGCGUAAGUGAGGGUAUGUUACAUGGAUGAUGCUCUAUUAUUGGAAACAACAUGUAACUGUGACGAGUGAGCGAUCGAGCCUUGUUCUUAUACUUUCGACAGUCCUACAGCCACUGCUAUUGGCGUUUUCUGUACACGUAGAUAUGCGAUAGAUUGAAAACUAAUCAAGAAUGUUUUGUAACAGAAGACUGAAAGGAUGUGUAGAAAAACUAAUUUCUCACAAAGAGCAACUCCAUGCACAAAAUUGGGUAUAUUUAAAUAGGCAGUGGAAAAGUUCUGUUGCUGGCGAGGACUACCAAUAUCUGCAAAGAAGCAAAGUACCCACAUUUCAUUUCCAGCCUUCACUGCCCAGACUUCCUAUUCCAGCUCUUGAGAAGACAUGUGAACGAUACCUAGCUGCUCAGCAAGCUUUGCUUCCUGAAUCUUCAUUUGAAAAGACAAAGAAAAUUGUUACAGAAUUUGAAAAAAAUGAAGGGAAAAAACUUCAUGAGAAGCUGAUAAAUAAGGACAAGCAAAAUAAACACACAAGCUACAUAACAAAACCAUGGUUUGACAUGUAUUUGAGAGACCGUAUACCUCUUCCAAUAAAUUAUAAUCCUUCUAUAGCCUUUGUGAACAAUCCUGAGAAACAUUACAAUGAUCAAGUUCUGAGAGCCAGCAACAUGUUAAUAUCUUCUUUACGAUUUAUGAAAUCACUUAGAGCUGAAAUUCUAGAUCCAGAAGUAUAUCAUUUGAACCCUAAAAAAAGUGAUACAGAAUUGUUUAAAACUAUUACACGUUUAUUGCCAUCAUCUGUAUCAUGGUAUGGAGCCUAUCUUUUUAAGGCAUUUCCAUUAGAUAUGUCACAAUACAACAGUCUCUUCAAUGCCUCAAGAAUUCCAGAAAUUGGGAAAGAUAGAUUGUAUCAAGAUGUAAAUGCAAAACAUGUUUUAGUGAUGAGAAAUGGUCAUUUUUAUAUUUUUGAUGUCAUUGAUAAGAAUGGAAAUAUUGUUCCACCAACUGAUAUCCUUGCCUGCAUGAAGUACAUUGCAGCAGAUACUACACCACCAGCUCAACAUCCAGUUGGAGUUCUAACUACAAGUAAUAGAGAUGUAUGGGCAAAAAAUCGUAAAAAAUUGGAAGCUAUUGGAAAUUCAGAUGUUUUGAAAGCAAUUGACAGCAGUGUUUUUAAUAUAUCACUUGAUGGUGUUGCCAUUAAUGAAGACAGAGACUUACUGGUACAUCAUAUUCUUCAUGCUGAUGGCCAUAAUAGAUGGUUUGAUAAAUCGUUUUCUUUGUUAUUUACCCAAGAUGGUUAUGCAGCUGUAAACUUUGAGCAUUCGUGGGGUGAUGGUGUUGCUGUAUUACGUUAUUUCAAUGACAUUUUUAAUGACAGCUCAAAGAAUCCUCGUCUUCAUCCUGAUUCACAGCCAUCAAAUAUUGAUCCAAGCAAAUGUGUUAGAAGACUGGAUUUCAAGUUGGACAGUGAAGCCGAGAAUAUUAUUAAAGAAGCAAAUGCAGAGUAUGAAAAGUUUUACAAAUCAUUAAAUGUUGAUAUCAUGGAAUUCCUUACAUUUGGCAGAAAUCUUUGUAAAAAACACAAAAUCAGCCCAGACAGUGUUAUGCAGUUGGGAUUUCAGCUAGCAUAUUACAAACAGAAUGGUUCAUAUGCUGCUACAUAUGAAUCGUGCAGUACUGCAGCUUUUAAGCAUGGAAGGACUGAAACUAUUCGGCCAUGCACUUUAGCAACAAAGGCAUUUUGUGAAGCUGUGACUCGCCGAAACAAGCCCAGUAAUGCAGAAAUGCGUGAAUUAAUUAACAAUUGUUCCAAAGUUCAUGGAGAGUUGACAAAAGAAGCAGCAAUGGGUCAGGGUUUUGAUCGACAUUUAUUUGGACUGCGUCUUAUGGCCCAGGAAGAAGGAAUGAAGCCUCAGAUAUUUGAGGAUCCUGCAUAUGCAACUAUUAACCACAAUGUGUUGUCAACAUCAACAUUAUUCUCCAAUGCAGUUUAUGCUGGUGCUUUUGGACCAGUUGUGAAAGAUGGCUAUGGAGUAGGUUACAGCAUAUUUGAUGAACGACUGGGAGCAAUAGUGACUACAUACCCACCAAAUCGCAAUGGUGCUGAUUUUGGCAAGUGUCUUAGAUCUGCAUUUGAAGAUAUUCAUGGAGUCCUUGAAGGAUCUAAAUCAUGAUUAAUGAAUUACUGCUGAAAUAGUGUUUCUCACAGGAACACAGAAGUGAUCUUGUUUAAAUGAAAGGAAUUGAGAUAAGAAAAUAUGUGAACUUUACAAGUUGAUAAGUUCAUUCAAAUAAUAAUAAUGACAAAACAUCCCAAAUAUAUAAAUGGUUGUGGACAUUUGGAGGUUCUCAAACUCAAGCUCCUGCAGUAUUGGUUGAAUGCAAAUUCAAUCUAAUUAUAGUGUAUUAUAUUUUGUAUAUGAUAAAUUGUAAAAACAUUGUUUUGUGUUAAGAAUGUAACUGAAUAUUAAUAUAUCAUAAAAUUUACCUUGUUUUAUUGUAAGAUUUGAAAUUUUCUGUAAUCUUGUUUUCAUUCCUUUCCAGUGGAAGGUUAACUGUACAUUAUAAAUUAACUUAACAUUAAUUUAUUUUAUUUUAUCCACUUUCCUUUAUAUGCUGUUUACUUACAUGUUUGGAGUGCAUUCAAUAGCUCAUUAUUGUAUCCAAUAUGAUAAAGCUCCCUGCGGUAAAUACAGUGUCUCGUUAUUGUAUCCAGUGUAAUAAGGGGCCCUGCCAAAGCCAAUAUAAUACAAUUAAUCAUGUGGCAUACGGUUACAAAUAUGUCAAAAAGAUAAAAAGGUGAUCAGAUAAAAUGAAACUGGGUCUUACAUAUCUCUAAAAGACCAUCAUGUGCUUGUUAGUAAUUAUUCACUUAUGCUCAUAACAAAUCACCUAACUUGCACAUAAUGGUCUCUUAGCAAUUUGUAAGAUAUAUAUAAAUGUAUGCUGUGUUCUUGAAGUACCACCCACAUCUUCUUUGACUUUUACUUUAUUAUUUAGGAUUGAUAAGCAACAAUGAUCAAUUACUAAAUUAUGUUAUAAUGUCUAAUAGAAAAUGUUAUAUAAUGAUAAUAAUAAUGUUGAAUAUUUUGUAUGAAAAUAAGUUUAUCAAUGUUUCCUAAAAUGCUAGUUAAAAAGGAAGUUAAAAGCAUUUCAAAUUAAAUUAUAUUUUUUCCUAAAUAUAUGUAGUUUCCUUUAGUAAUUUUUUCAGAUCUGUUAUUUAUCAUUUCUAUUGAUUCAAGAUUGAACUCUGUUUGAAAAACCAUCACUUUGAGAGUGGUACUUGUGCUUGUUCAGCAGAAGCAUAACUAUGUUCUCGAGGGCCUCUGUGCAGAAAGCCCAAAUGGAGUCCCUUGUUGCCAUUGGUGUCUUUAUAGGUGAGUCAGCAGGUGUACACACUCGGGGCACUUAACUUUGGGGGCUCUAGUACUGUGCACUGGUUCCAUUUGCCUAGCUGUACCCGUGCACAGGUCCCAUUUUAAGCAAAUAUUCUGUAUGUUUUAAAAUUGCAAAUAAAAAAUUAACAUCACAAAACUAAAACAUUGAUGAAGGAUACCUUUUUCCAUAAUGAAAUCUAUGCUGUAAGAGUAGUUCUUGAAAUAAUGUAAAUUAAAAUCUCUGAAUUUAAAAAAAUUACAAAUGCAAAUGUCGACAUGUUUUUAAAGUAUCAGUGAGGUUGAGUUCGGUUGUGAGGCUGGUGGUGUAGGGAUAAUAUAAAUGGCGUAUUAGCUCAAAGAAUCAGAG